Messenger RNA from Stegodyphus dumicola, 3808 nucleotides. It is a transcript of the gene NetA, whose product is annotated as Netrin-A. Gene Ontology annotation, cellular component: basement membrane. NCBI's taxonomy places the organism in Eukaryota, Metazoa, Arthropoda, Arachnida, Araneae, Eresidae. Gene Ontology annotation, biological process: dendrite development; animal organ morphogenesis; motor neuron axon guidance. The record is from RefSeq and is a predicted model, not a curated record. Gene Ontology annotation, molecular function: protein binding.
AUGAGUAUUCUUGUCAACAGUCAAGCAGUAUGCCCUCAUUUAAGUAAAAGAGCCUUCAGUGUGCGUGAACAGGCAAAAACAAAUUUUGAUGCUACUGUACAGCCUAGUUUUAGAGCACGUUCCAUACAAACUCCCGUCGCAUUCCUCGGUUACGGGGGUUCCCCUUUUGUAGUGGAGUAUACUCAGGAAAUAAGAGUCGAAGAGUCCGGGUUAGGCCUCCGACAGCACGUGAGGGGCAUUCCAAUGACCAGCGAAGAGGGAUUAAUGGAAAAUUCCCCGCAUCAUCCGUCAGGCCAUACCUGUGUCAUUCUGCUCAUGGAAGAGGGCCCAUGCGACUGCCACCCGGUUGGGGCGUCUGGCCGCACCUGCAACCAGACGACCGGCCAGUGCCCGUGCAAAGAUGGAGUGACUGGCAUAACGUGCAACCGGUGCGCCAAGGGGUACCAGCAAAGCAGAUCUCCCAUCGCUCCUUGCAUCAAGAUACCAAGAAUGGUGGAUGUGCCAAAACGAGUUAACGGAAGACCAGACAAAUGUGGCGUCUGUCCGUCGGCCAAAAAGAGAGUGAACCAGAAUAAAUUCUGCAAGAGAGAUUUUGUUAUCCAGGCCAGUGUUCUGUCGAGAGAGACGUCCGGAAAUUGGAUCAAAUUCACGAUUCACGUAAUGCAAGUAUACAAGCAAGGACCUUCGAAAGUCCGCAGGGGUACACAGUUUCUUUGGGUCAAUAUCGCUGACUUAGCAUGCAAAUGCCCGAAAAUAAGAGUCAAGCAAACAUACCUCAUACUUGGUAAAGAUAUACGUCAGCCAGAUCAGGCCGGUCUCACAGCUGACAAUCGAAGCAUCGUCAUCGACUGGAAAGAUGAAUGGGCUCGACGAAUGCGCCGAUAUCAGAGAACAAAGAAAAGGCAAAUGCAAGAACUGAUGGCAGUGGAAAAGCGAGAAUAGGGAAAAAGUACGACACUUUACAGAAGAAAUGACUCGCCCUCCUGAAAAACUGCCGGAGUUUACCACAUCCAGUCCUAAUCUCAGUAUAUCAUUUUUUAUGGUUGUGAAGCACGUUUAUGAUAAGGAUAGACACAACGAGAUCAUAAAUAUUACAAAAAAAUAUCAAAUUUAAAAGAACCGGGAAAUAUAUUUAAAUAAAAUUUUCAAAUAAGUUUAAAGACACUAAAAUAUAGCCGAAAAUAUGAGAAUCUGUGCUUUUUGAAUGCUUUACAUAAAAUAUUCUUUAUAAUUUGUAUUAAAAAUAAAUAACACAAACCAAAUUUUCAGUUGCAAAAUUGAAAUUUAUGUUUUGCGAGACAUUCUCAGGUUUAUAACUCAGGAUGAAAGAGCAUUAGAUUUUUUUUUUAAAUCUCGAACAUGCAAACGAGAAUGGAUUCUGCGUGGUGCACGCAUACAUAACUAGGUUUCAUAGCUAAUGAACUAAAAUUUUUCAUAAACAUUAUAUCAAGAACAUUAACUUAUUUCACGAACACAAACAGCCGCAAUUUUCAUUGAAUUCAAAAACUUGCUCGCCUUUCUGCAUAAUAUAAAUUAAUGUAAAUGAGGAAAAGCUAAAUUACCAUUAACAAAAGAAUUCUUUUCCAAUGAGUAAUGGUGAAAAGUAACUUCCAAUAUUUUUUUAUUGAGAAAAUUGACUCCUAUAACUAACUACAUCAAAAUUUUAUACAGUCGAAACAAAAUGUAGCUCAACAUAUCAUGUCUGAAACGAUGAUUAUCCUGUCACAUCUUUUAAUGAUAAUAAAAUCAUUUUCUCAUGAACAUUCAAGCAAACGAUAUUCAGUACAGAAUGACUUAAUAAUUAUCUGAAACUAUAGAUCAAAUAUGCUUCUUUCAAAUUACAUUAGUGAAACCAAUGCAUAAAUUUUAUAUUAGCAAAAAGAAAUAUUAUCAUCAUCAUUAUUACUACUUUAAAUUUAAAUUUGACUUUAAGACACAUUUUAAAGCAGCCAAACAAGACAAGAUGAAAACUUCUUUCUUUUGUUCAAAUCCAUAGUUCAUUUAAAAAGUGCAUUUUAUAUAUAUAAUUUUUUUAAAAUUUUAUACUACACUUCAGAUUUUUCAGAAAAUUCUAUUUUUUUAGUUCUUUUCCAGUUCAAUCUUAAUAUUAAAAAUUUAAAAUUUCAGACAAGAUUCUGUGGUGAAAUUUAAUUAAAAAAACAUCAAUUUAAAAUGAUGAGAUAAAGCAAUUAUUAAUUAUAUACUUAAUAACCAGUUCUUUUUAACAAAGUAACGAAAUAUCAAUGCAGUAACCCAUUCACCUAACAUGUCUGCACAAAAAGGAAGCAAAGCUUUAAAACAUUAAUGAUAAGUACAUAUGCGAUUACAGAUAUUGCUUACCAAAAUAUAAAGGAGAAAGAAUUCUUUUCAUAUUUUUGUCCAGGGUAUAAUUUUAAAUUACAUGUAUAUAUACAUAAAAAUAUAUCUCGGUGUUUGUAACAGAAAAAUGUUCUUUUAACUGAAGGUAUGUUGGUAACAGAAAAAAAAAAGGGGGAAGUGGUAUGUCUGAAUAAGAUUAGGCACUGUGAUGUCAGUAAAGUUCGUCGUUUUUUUACAAAUAAAAGCAUGACAAAAGACAGAAAGUAUUCAUUUCAGAUGUUACGACAUAAAUUACUUUUUCUGGUCAUAAUCAAAUUAAUUGUCUUUGCCUAGUACUUUUACGUACAGUAUUUUUCAAGCAAAUUCUUAAGCACCCCUUUGCUGUCGUUUAUGUGAAAUGUGUUUUUAUUGUGUGUAUAUAGCUGUCAAUACAGCAUUUUGCUUUAUUAUUUCGUCAUCAAAAUAUAUAUUUAUUUGAUUAAUUACAAAUCAGCUAAUAUUAUACAAAAUAAAAAAGGAUAAUCUAACAAAAAAGUAAUAAAAUAUUCUGUGUGUUUUGCAGAUUUUAUGUUUUUAGCAAAAUUUAUAAGGAAAAUACGUUCCAUACCACAGUCAUGCCGAUUAAGACCCUUGCUUCAAUUAAAAAAAAUCUAAGAAGGCAUAAAAAUUAAAAUAUAACAAAAUAAAUUUAUAAGGUGCUUAAUAUUAUGAUUUGUCCUCGUGUGUUAAAAGUAUGUUUGCGUGGCUCUGUUUUCUGCUCUUUUCAUUAUGUUUUUUUAUAACAAGAAUAAUUUAAAUUUUUGGUAAAGCAAGUAUUAUACAAAAAUUAUUGACUAAUUUGUUUUGUAGCUGAAGGACAAGUUUAAAGAAAAUUCUUCGUUAAUUAAGAAACUUCAGCAUUAUUUCAGAAAAUUUAAGAAAAUCAUGCAUAAAAUAUAAAUAUUUUUUAAGAAAUUACUACUAACCAAAUUGUAAGUAAAAUAACUAUGAAUUUUUUAAUAAUUGCUUUUAAUAUAACAAAAUACAUUAAGUACUUAUAAUAAAAAUUUUCUUUCGGUUCUGCUGCAUGUUGCAUCAUUGAAAACUUACAUUAUAGUCAGAAGUAACACAUUUAUUUACGUUUUGCGCAAACAUAAAUCAUCUAAAAAUAAUCAAAAUGAAAAUAUUUAUUUUGUUGGUGUAAAAUUUUGCCUUUUUAUACAGUACAAUUUAUAGAAAAUGUGAAAUGACUUAUAAUGUGACUUAUAAUGUAAGUGGAUGUUAAUUUAUGAUCUUACCCAAAUUAGAUAUUGGUUGUUAUAGGUAGUACUUAACAUAUCACACUGUCAUCAAAAGUGACAAAUAAUUUGACUUUUGUGCCAUAAAAAUUAGAGUAAAGAUUUCUUCCAUUAAAUGUUAUGUAAAUGUUUGUCAGUAUAUGCUAUGUACUUAAUUGUUCUUUAUUGUUCCUCUUUGGGAACAGGUUGCCAAUAAAAAAUUCUAUCAAAAA